Messenger RNA from Archocentrus centrarchus (flier cichlid), 2061 nucleotides. RefSeq names its product voltage-dependent calcium channel gamma-4 subunit-like. Gene Ontology annotation, molecular function: channel regulator activity; voltage-gated calcium channel activity. Gene Ontology annotation, cellular component: AMPA glutamate receptor complex; voltage-gated calcium channel complex; postsynaptic density membrane. The record is from RefSeq and is a predicted model, not a curated record. The transcript is spliced from 4 exons. Lineage: Eukaryota; Metazoa; Chordata; Actinopteri; Cichliformes; Cichlidae. Gene Ontology annotation, biological process: transmission of nerve impulse; positive regulation of synaptic transmission, glutamatergic; regulation of AMPA receptor activity. The coding region runs from base 335 to 1309 and encodes 324 amino acids.
AGGAGAAAGACAAGAGUUAGAUGUUUGAAAUGUUUUAAAUCGGUGUGAUGUGCUCUCCGGAGCGCUUCAGAGCGCUGUGUGGGACAUGAAGAGUGGACAUAACCGGUGUCCUCUCGUAUUCACAGCAGCAACCAGUAGAUUCUGAGCAUCAGGUGAACAUCUCAUAUAGUAGCUAUAGCCCACUUCUUUUUUUACUUCGGGGUUCUACGCUGCACUUUUACCACAGGAUAGAGUGGACGCAGCUAAAUAACUAUGACCAAAGAAUCCGCGCACUGACGCGCUCCGGUGCGUGCAUGCUGGACCGGCGAGUGUGUGUGGACUAGUAUGAAGCGCCAUGGCUUGGUGUGACCGCGGGGUUCAAACGCUGCUGGCCACUGUAGGGGCUUUCGCUGCCUUUAGCCUGAUGACCAUCGCCAUCGGCACGGACUACUGGCUCUAUUCGCGGGCAUACAUCUGCAACGGCACCAAUGCCACCACGGACGAGACCCAGCCACAACCCAAAACUAAGAAGGGCGAUCUCACCCACUCUGGGCUGUGGAGAAUCUGCUGUAUUGAAGGCAUUAACCAAGGCAACUGUUACAGAAUCAACCAUUUCCCUGAUGAUAACGACUAUGACACAGACAGCUCCGAGUAUCUGCUACGUGUAGUUCGUGCCUCCAGUGUAUUCCCCAUCCUCAGUACCAUCCUCUUGAUGCUCGGGGGGCUGUGUGUUGGGGUGGGCCGGGUCUACAACAAGACAAACAAUGUCCUUCUAAGCGCUGGAAUUCUCUUCGUAGCUGCAGGUCUGAGCAACAUUAUUGGAAUCAUCGUCUACAUCUCAAGCAAUGCAGGAGAUCCCAGUGACAAACGUGAUGAUGACAAGAAGUACACUUACUCCUAUGGCUGGUCCUUCUACUUUGGUGCCCUCUCCUUCAUUGUAGCCGAAACUGUGGCCGUCCUCGCCAUCAACAUCUACAUAGAGAAAAACAAGGAAGUUCGCUGGAGGGCACGACGGGAGUUUAUCCGCUCACUCUCCUCCUCUUCACCGUACUCAAGGAUUCCUAGCUUCCGUUACCGCCGGAGGACAUCGCACGCCAGCUCUCAUUCAACGGAGGCUUCCCGGGAGAACUCGCCCGUGGUUGGUCUGAAGGGGGCCCCAUCUUCCAGUGGGGCCCUGGAUGAGCUAUCCAUGUACGCUCUGGCAAGAGACAGCGUGACAGAGAACACGUACAGCCCUGAACAUGAGGCGGCUGCUGAGUUCCUCCAGGUCCAUAACUGUUUCCCCAAUGAUUUAAAGGAUGGGGUGAAUCGCAGGACCACACCGGUGUGAGCGGUAAUUUGUGUAGCUCAAAGUUUACCAGAUGGAGGUGGGAAAAAAAUGAAUGAAAGAGAAAACAUAGGGCUGACCUGCCAGAGACUGAGCACUUGUGACAACCUGCCAUCUCACAGAGAGACUGUUUAUUUUGAAAGGACCAAAGAAAGACCAGAGGACAACCCAGGAAACGUCAUCAUCUGCUUUUAAAGAAUAUCAAAGCAGAAUACAGUUAGUAUAGUCCGUGCUGUAGCCAAUUCAUCAUUAGCAUUAUCUUUCAAAUGUGCUGAAAUGCUUGUAUGAGCGAUGCGUUGAUGGUGACUACACUACAUGGGUAAACCUGAGAGUGAAGAGAUGUGCCAUUCAGCAGUAUUCUGCCCACAAAUUAAAUACCAAGGUGCUAAUUGAAAUGUGCUCUUCAAAAUAAAGGUGUUCCAUUCAUGUGUGUGCGUGGGCAAAGUUUGCUUUCAGUGCUUUUUGACAGGCAGGACCUGCAAGAUGUGGUUAAAAUUUUGGAAACCACGAUCUUUUCCAAAGCCUAAUCCAGUAGUUUUGUUGCAUAAACCUAACCAAACCACAACUGAAAACCAGAAAGGUUUCUUAUCCUAAAGGUUUCUCCCACUAGCUUCGUGCAUGACUCUUUUUCAAGCUUUGCAUUGUGCCCUCAUAUUUAAUUUUGCUCUAUACUGUGAUUGUGGAUUUGAAUGAGACAGUUGUCCUUUCAGAGCAGUUUGAGCUUGUUUAAAAGGCUACAAACUGAAAAUAUAUUA